Molecule: messenger RNA, 672 nt
Organism: Camellia sinensis
Lineage: Eukaryota; Viridiplantae; Streptophyta; Magnoliopsida; Ericales; Theaceae
Source: RefSeq, a predicted model, not a curated record
AUGGCAAAGGCAACGAAUAGAUGCCCGGGUUCUGGAGGAUUACGUGAAGGAGCAGGACAAGUUGAUAAGAAGAAUGUCAGUAGACAUGGAGGCUUUGAAACGCCAAAUUUGGGAUUGACAUGGUUUGAGAGGUUACCAGAAGGCUGCAUUGCCUUCUGGACUCAACUCGUAGAGGCAUUUGUUAACAAGUUCAAAGCAAACACCAAAAUGCCCUUGGAGGUAAACCAAUUGCUCGCCAUUGACAUUGGCGAGAAGGAAACAUUGAAGUCAUACAACAACAGGUACGGGGAGACAUUCAACCAAUUUGGUGAAUGCCCUACUAACCUAGCUAUUGCCCAGUACAAGCGUGGCCUGCCUGUUGGGCACAGAGACAAAAUAGGUUGGAAGCACAUAAGGGUAGAGGAGGAUGUCUUCUACGCUAAAGCAAGGUCCAACACAACAAUGAUGCUGGAGAAGAAGGCCACAACUAAAGUUAACAUGGUCAGCAAGAAAGGCAAAUUAAGCUACCAUACCUACAAUGACCCUCCACAAAAUAAUGAGGAAACCAAGGCAAGGAAGUUGAAGGUCCGCACCGCCAUCACGACAAUUUUCAAGAAGCCCAUCUACCAAAUCCUCAAUGAGAUUCGCAAUGAACCCUUCAUUCAGCGGCUAACCAAAUUGGGUAAAGUGUAG